AUUAUUUAUUUAAGAAAAAAAAUAAUUUAAGGACUCUUUUUUUAGUAUUUUAGCCUUGAAUCAACAAACAUAAGUUCAGGCAUUUUAUAAUGCUAAUUAGCAGGAGUUGAUGCUAGUGAUGCUGAUUUUACAGAGGCUCUGAGGGUUGACUUCACUGGAGUUAUUAGGGUGUGAUUGCAGAUCAUUGACCAAGGGUGAUGGCUGAUUUCUCUGCUUAAUUUCCUUGAUAAAAUAUAUUGUAAGCAACAAAAUUCUUGUCCGGCCAUCCAUUCCCUUCUUUCAAAUAACCUACAACAACAAUAAAAUUAAAAAAAAAAAAAAAAAAAAAAGACUCCCAAAGAAAAGGAGGGUUAUUGUGGAAUUGCAAAGCUCCUCCGGAAGCCCUACGAAGCCAGCUUUAAUCUCUCUAUAUAAAUCUAAAUCGUAUCAUCACUUCUUUCAUCUUUGCCUCUCGAUCUCUCUAUAUCUCGUUUUCCGUCCCUCUUUGUGUGUCCUCUGUUUUAUCAACCAUGCCUGCUCAAGCUAUUCCUGAGAAAAUAAUUCAGGGAGUCGACUUCCUAGAGAAAAAUACCAUCUCUCAACUCUCACAAAGAAGGCUUGAGGAAAAAGUUGCGAUUAUAACAGGCGGUGCCAGAGGGAUUGGAGAGGCCACAGUAAGACUUUUUGUGAUGCACGGAGCCAAAGUUGUAAUUGCUGAUAUUGCCGAUGCUGCUGGCAUUGCUUUAGCUAACUCUUUGGCCCCUUCAGCAGCAUAUGUACACUGUGAUGUAAGCUCAGAGAAGGACAUAGAAAUGUUGAUCAAUAAAACAAUUUCACUAUUUGGCAAACUUGACAUUCUGUUCAACAAUGCCGGAGUUCUUGGGAAUCAAUCCAAGAGGAAGAGUAUAAUUGAAUUUGAUGCCGAUGAGUUUGAUCGUGUAAUGCAAGUGAAUGUCAGAGGAGCCGCGCUUGGAAUGAAGCACGCGGCGAAAGUAAUGGUGCAAACAAAAAGUGGCUGCAUAAUUUCCACGGCAAGUGUAGCAGGUUUAAUGGGAGGGCUUGGGCCACAUACUUACACGGCUUCAAAACAUGCCAUUAUAGGGCUUACAAAGAACACUGCUUGCGAGUUAGGCCGGCAUGGCAUCAGGGUUAACUGCAUUUCUCCCUUUGGGGUGGCCACUUCCAUGCUUAUUAAUGCAUGGAGAAGUUGUGAAGUAGAUGAGGAAUGCACGGAUUUGGAAGCAGAGAAGAUGGAGGAAUAUGUGGGAGGAUUAGCCAAUCUAAAGGGUGUGACUCUAAAAGCUAAAGACGUUGCUGAGGCCGCUCUUUAUCUGGCUAGUGUAGAGUCCAAGUACAUCAGUGGUCAUAACCUUGUCGUGGAUGGUGGCUUCACGAGCUCAAAAAAUUGUGUAGGCUUGUAGGUGUGACCGUCCAUUUUCGUUUCUUUUUUUAUUUGAUUAGUGAUUGUCGAGCAACGCAAGAAUGUAUAUAAAGCAAAGUACAACAAAAAUGCUAGUAGUCUUUUUGUAUCAUUUAAUGACCUUUUUCAAUGUCACACCCUCUUCAAUGA
Molecule: messenger RNA, 1549 nt
Organism: Durio zibethinus
Lineage: Eukaryota; Viridiplantae; Streptophyta; Magnoliopsida; Malvales; Malvaceae
Product: short-chain dehydrogenase reductase 2a-like
Source: RefSeq, a predicted model, not a curated record